Messenger RNA from Volvox carteri f. nagariensis, 1763 nucleotides. RefSeq lists its product as uncharacterized. Lineage: Eukaryota; Viridiplantae; Chlorophyta; Chlorophyceae; Chlamydomonadales; Volvocaceae. The record is from RefSeq and is a predicted model, not a curated record. Gene Ontology annotation, biological process: proteolysis. Gene Ontology annotation, cellular component: membrane. The coding region runs from base 1 to 1098 and encodes 365 amino acids. The transcript has 6 exons. Gene Ontology annotation, molecular function: metalloendopeptidase activity; protein binding.
AUGGGUUUCGACAGUUCUAAGCCCGGGUCCGUGCUUCAGGCAGUGGGUGUGUUGGCCUUGAUCGUGGCGGUGCACGAGGCGGGCCACUUCCUGGCGGCCCGGCUGCAGGGCAUUCGGGUCACUCGCUUCGCCGUCGGAUUCGGACCCACUCUGGUCAAGAUCCAGUCCGGCGGUGUGGAGUACUGCCUGAAUGCGGUACCCCUGGGCGAUCCUGCUGCAGCGGCGUCUUCUCCUGAAAUUCGUCCUGACGAUCCAGACCUGCUGAAGAACAGGCCCAUUCCGCAGCGUGCACUCGUGAUCAGCGCAGGAGUGAUUGCCAACAUCCUCUUCGCGUACCUAAUACUGCUGGCGCAGAUAUCCACAGUGGGCAAGGCGGAGACUGCUUUCCUACCGGGAGUUCGGGUGUUGGUACCCGACACGCCAGCCGCCGCUGCCUCUGCCGCCGCGCGCGCGGGUCUCCGUACCGGUGAUGUCAUCCUUCGCAUUGGUGACGUCACCAUUCCCGCGGGAGCCUCCCAGGUGUCUGACUCCGUGGCCGCGAUCCGCGGGUCGCCAGGCAAGGAGCUCGAGUUAGCAGUACUGCGCGGUGGCGGCGCCGUGUUAUCGUUGAGGUGUACGCCGGAUCCCGGCGCGGAUGGUCAGGGGCGCAUCGGCGUACAGCUGACGUCCAACACGUACAUCCUGCACACGUACCCCCGCAGCACGACGGAAGUGCUGGCCAUGACGCAAAGCGAAUUCAACAGGCUGUCCGGCACUGUGUUCAACGGCCUCAAGCAAAUCGUCACCAACUUCGCCGCCAUGAGCGGCCAGCUAUCCGGUCCCGUGGCCAUCGUUGCCGCCGGCUCCGAGGUGGUGCGGAUGGACUCGGCAGGGCUGUUCCAGUUCGCCGCCAUCGUCAACAUCAACCUGGCCGCGGUCAACAUUCUGCCGCUACCCGCUCUGGAUGGAGGCUACUUGCUGCUGCUGGGGCUGGAGGCGGCCCGGGGCGGUCGCAAGCUGCCGGCAGUGGUGGAGCAGGGGGUCAUGGCGUCGGGGUUUUUGUUGCUGACGGCGCUGGGUGUGGGGCUGGUCAUUAGGGAUACCUUGAACCUAUUGUAGGAGGUAUAGACAAGGUUCCGGCGCGAGGCUCCGGCGUGAGGGGCUGUAACUGUAACUGUAGCUUUGCUGUUGUGGGAGUGGGGGCAGGGCGGGCGGUAGUUAAUAGUAUUGGAAGGGGGUUAUGUUGCACUGUGUCAGCUGCUGCUGGGGCCGCGAUGUGAAUUGGGACGCUGUAAGGAAAGGUAGAACGGGGUUACAAACAGCGCACCUGGGAAAGGUGUGCAGAGGACUCGGGAGGGUGUGAGGGCUAGGUCCGGCAGAGGAGUGGCGUUUUUUGUGACGAGCAAUGCGUGUGGCCGUGCGUGUGGAUGUGUGUGAAUAUAUUUUGACACUGAACGAAGUAAGCAGAUGCCUUGUUGAGCGUGUGCGUGUGCGUCCCCGCGAUGUAGGUAGGCCGCGGGCACAUUUCUGGCAGUUGUGUGUCUAUGUACUUGUUUUGAUAUUGAGCGGCGCUCUUUGGGUGCGCCGCGUUCCUUUCCUCUACGUGUUCCCUUCUGAGGAUGUUUCCUGUUCUAGCAACGAAGACUUUGGCAUAUGUUGUGUGUCCGUAAUUUCUGUUUUAUAUUCAUCUGUAUUAGGAGGAAUCGCUCGCCGCCUCACGGUACCCGAGUACCGCGGGGAGGCCGCACGCGAACAAAGGAACAUGAUGUAGAACUUUCGAAAGG